UAGUUAUCCACUGCUUUCAGGCCAAUUGAGUACAGAUUUUCGCAGCCGAACAAUGGACAAAACCAAGCCAGCACCCGCACCCGCACUUAUUCCUAGUCAUAUGUGCCUCAACACCGCGCGCAUCUUCAGUUUUGCCACCACAAUUCUACUCACCUUAAUGAUAACCAUCCUGUGCAUUGCGAUUCUAAUGCGUUACGAGGUUGAUAGCGAGGUCUCCAGUAUAGAGGACAUACCUUUUUGGAAGGACGAACUGCCCGCUGAACAGAAACUGUGGUUCGAUGAAGCCAUUGAAGAAUUGAAAGUGGCAUUGAAUAAGAAUUGGCGCAAGCAAGUGGCACGUAACGUCAUUAUCUUCAUGACCACCGGCAUUGACACGGAAACUAUGGCGGCCGCGCGUGCUUUGCUAACGAAUCGCACAAAACUACAGGCAGCGUUGAGUUGGGAGCGAUUUCCACAUCUUGGCAGGCUGAAGAAUAGUUGCAGUAAUACGGACCUCUGUGAUCCGUUCACCGUGGCUAGUGCCGUCUUUAACGGUGUGCGACCCAACUUUCGCGUCGGUGGACUCGAUGCCAGUGUGCCCUUUCGCGAUUGCCAAGCCUCUGCGAAUGUAAGUCAUCAUGUGAAAAGUGUGCUCCAGCAGGCGCAAGAAAACAGUUUGCGUACCGGGUUUGUGACCACACGACGUGUCACAGGCGCAGGUAUGGCCGCACUCUAUGCACAUACGCCCAACACCGCUUGGGAAUGUGAUGCAGCAUUGCCGGUAGCCGCUGCAGCGGCCGGUUGCAUGGACACAGCACAGCAACUGCUCAAGAGUGAGGCAGGCCAAAAUGCGAAUGUGAUUAUGGGCGGUGGCCGACAAACGCUCGUAUCGCGUGUGCCCAACACUGCGUGGGAUCCGGUUGAUGAGACGGUUUGCGACUCGCAGGAUAAGCGAAACAUUAUAAGCGAUUGGCAAAAGCUGAAUUUGAAAUUGAAGCGUACAUUUGCGGUACUACAAAAUAAUGUAGAACUGCAGGAGUUCAAUGACACCAAUGUGGAUCACGUCAUGGGCAUUUUCGCGAAUAACUAUUUACGCUUGACGGAUGAUGGGCAAGCGCGUAUGCGUCGCAUGCCAGAACUGUCAGACAUGAUGGCGAAAGCUUUGAAAGUUUUAAGGCGCAAUCAGAGAGGAUAUCUGCUUGUCGUUGAGAGUGGCACCGAAUCGACGGCAAGCAUAGCCGAGCAAACGCGCACGCUUUUUCAAUUGAACGAUGUGGUGCAGCAGGCCGUGGCGGAGAAUAGCGAAGACGAAACUUUGAUUUUGGUGGUGUUCUCCAAUGGCUAUUACGUGCGCAAUGCUGUCGAUAGCAGCGGUGAAGUGGACGGCACAGCUAAUGCGUUGAAUUUUGCGAAUGAGAGUGAAGCGGCCUUAGAGAAGCGCCUAUGGAAUAUGCCUACGGAAACGGUGGUGUAUGCGAGAGGCCCGCGUUCGCAUCUUCUCCACGGUGUUCAUGAGGAAACUUACAUGUCCUACGUAUUAUCUUACGCCCUUUAAAUGGGUCAUUUCAAUCGAAAGCACGCCACAGAGAAAAAAACUUGAAAUUUAACAGAAAUAUUCAUUUGAAUAUAAUUUUAUUUGAUAUUUUAUUGAUU
Anastrepha ludens (Mexican fruit fly) is the source of this 1632-nucleotide messenger RNA. RefSeq names its product alkaline phosphatase 4 (gene Alp13). Lineage: Eukaryota; Metazoa; Arthropoda; Insecta; Diptera; Tephritidae. Gene Ontology annotation, biological process: dephosphorylation. Gene Ontology annotation, molecular function: alkaline phosphatase activity. The transcript has 4 exons. The coding region runs from base 53 to 1534 and encodes 493 amino acids. The record is from RefSeq and is a predicted model, not a curated record.